Chrysoperla carnea is the source of this 419-nucleotide messenger RNA. It is a transcript of the gene Srx, whose product is annotated as sulfiredoxin-1. Bases 6 to 386 code for a protein of 126 amino acids. Gene Ontology annotation, cellular component: cytoplasm. The transcript has a single exon. Gene Ontology annotation, biological process: cellular response to oxidative stress. Gene Ontology annotation, molecular function: sulfiredoxin activity. The record is from RefSeq and is a predicted model, not a curated record. NCBI's taxonomy places the organism in Eukaryota, Metazoa, Arthropoda, Insecta, Neuroptera, Chrysopidae.
AUGAAAUGAUCAACAUUUUAAAAUUGUCAUCUCAAAAACAAAUUUUUACAAAAAUGUUUAGUAUUCAUAGUAAUACAAUUUCUGAAGUGCAUGAUAUACCAAUGAAAGUAUUAAUUCGACCAUUUCCACCUGAAGUUGAUGAAAAUAAAGUACAAUCGUUAAUGAAAACAAUUUCCGAUCCAAAUGAAAUUCAAAAUGUACCACCAGUUGACGUACUCUGGAUAAAAGGCCGUGAAGGAGGUGAUUACUAUUAUUCAUUUGGUGGAUGCCAUCGAUAUACAGCGUAUAAACGGUUAAAUAAAUCAACGAUACCAGCGAAAUUGGUUAAGUCAACAAUCGAAGAUUUGAAGUGUUAUUUAGGUUCAAGUACACCUGAUUUAAAAUAAAUUUUUGAAUUUAGGAACAUUAAAAAUACUAAG